AUGACGAAGGCUGUGAACUUAUUAUUGGAGGAAUUCAAGAAAAGGUUUGGGAAAUACCCGGAAGUAGCUCAGUUCGACGAGGGAAAGGAAUUCUACAAUGUUGGUGCUAGGGACCUCUUACAAAAACACGACGUCCGCUAUUUUUCCACAAACUCUGACAGAAAGACAGCUAUCGUUGAAAGAUUUAACAGAACCUUGAAGACAAUGAUGUGGAAGUAUUUUUACAGCAAAGGGACUUACAACUGGGUCGACGCCAUAGACGAGCUUACGAACAACUACAAUCAUACCAAACACAGCAGUAUACUAAUGAGACCUGCCGACGUAAGCAAGUCGAACAAGGACCAUGUAUGGAUCACGCUAUACGGUUACGGAUUAGGAGAAUUUCCAUUACCCAAGUUAAGGGUUGAUGAUACGGUCCGGAUAACGAAGUAUAAAAAUAUCUUUACCAAUGGAUACGAAGCAAACUUUACGGAAGAGAUAUUCAAAGUUUUAAAAAUAUUCAGGGGAGAUCCUAACAUGUACGAAAUAGAAAGUCAUGACGGAGAACCGAUUAUCGGAAAGUUUUACGAAGAGGAACUAUCCGCCGUAGAUAAAAUGGACGAUGUAUAUAGGGUGGAGAAAAUCCUGAGAAGAAGAAAGGGUAUGGUGCUGGUCAAGUGGUUAGGAUACGAUAGUAAGCACAAUUCCUGGAUUCCGGAAGAAAAUAUUAAGGAUAUAUAA
Paramuricea clavata is the source of this 720-nucleotide messenger RNA. The record is from the annotation of a GenBank genome assembly. Lineage: Eukaryota; Metazoa; Cnidaria; Anthozoa; Malacalcyonacea; Plexauridae.